Molecule: messenger RNA, 3579 nt
Organism: Ctenopharyngodon idella (grass carp)
Lineage: Eukaryota; Metazoa; Chordata; Actinopteri; Cypriniformes; Xenocyprididae
Product: tumor necrosis factor receptor superfamily member 14-like
Exons: 9
Coding region: 836-1789 (317 amino acids)
Biological process (GO): positive regulation of peptidyl-tyrosine phosphorylation; defense response to Gram-positive bacterium; positive regulation of cytokine production involved in immune response
Cellular component (GO): external side of plasma membrane; membrane
Molecular function (GO): protein binding; transmembrane signaling receptor activity
Source: RefSeq, a predicted model, not a curated record
AAACCUGCUGAGAAACAAAGAGCGAGAACUAAAAUUCUCAUGUCCAGGAAACUCAUUAAUAUUCAUGUAUGCUCAACUGAAACCAUCUCAGAACCUCGUAACACGGGUUUGUCUCCACACACACAUGUCAGGAAAGAUGUCGGAUGUCAAUGCUGCAACUUUCUGCUGUCAGCUCCCGAUUUUUCGCUGUGACCACUGACCAGUGUUUUGAGAGAGAAACAGACGUGAAAUGACUCUAUAGCCUAUCAGCUGACUUGGGUAUGAUUGGCCCACUGACCCAGAGGAGCAGAGGCCAGCACCAUAGGUUAAAAGCCAGCGCACAGUCUCCUCCCGCUCUCUCUUGCAUCUUCGACUGUCCCAAGACAACUCCUGCUGGUGUCCUCUCAGGCCAGGACGGCAGGCCUCGACCUGCCCCCACCAUGUGCUUAACACAGAGAGAAAGAACUCUUUCCCACUACAAGAGUCAAAUUAACAGCUUAAGUUGUUUCAUAUUUCUUCAUCCAACGCGGAAGAUAUUGAUUACAACUUCAGACCGAACCAUCAAGAAUUUCUCCUCAGCCUGCAGAUCUGGACACUCCUCAACAGCAAAAGGCAUCGUGCAAUUUGUUUGACAAAGAAUGGAAAUAUCUGCAAGAUGCUUGUGGAAACACAACCUGCACAAGAUCUGAUUUUUUAACUACUGUCUUCGUGUCUCUCAGUUUUCAACAAAAUCCACUAUUCUGUUAUUUGCUGUAAAGGCAUCCGUCAGAUGAUUCAACUAAUGGCACAGCAAGCUGAGGAAGUGUUUCCUCACUGCUCAUAUUAGCUGACGAGACUCCACUGACAUUUAUGUGACAUGAUCACUGUAAGGAUUAUUGUUCUCUUUACUGUUAUUGUUCCACUUCACUAUGAUUUUUGCUGGUGUCGAUGUGCUGGUGCUGAAUAUGAGAUAGAUGGGAGAUGCUGCCCAAUGUGUGCUGCUGGAAAUCGUGUUUAUUGGCCCUGCACAGAAGAUACCAGCACAACUUGUGCUCCAUGCCCUGAUUUCACUCACAUUGAUGAACCCAGCAGCUACACAAAAUGCUUUGAUUGUACUGUGUGUGAUGCUAGCCGAGGGAUAAGAGUGAAAAAAGCCUGUACUCGGUCGUCAGAUACUGUUUGUGAGCCACUGGAACAAUUCUACUGCACUGAACGAAAUAAAGAUAGCUGUAGAUUUGCUGUGAAACACUCUGAAUGCAGCCCUGGACAAUAUAUCAAACAAGCAGGAACUCCCUCCACAGAUACAGUAUGUGCAGAUUGUGAAGUCGACACAUAUUCAAACGGCUCUUUUUCAUCCUGUUUACCUCACACACAAUGUGAAGCACUGGGACUUACUGAAACAUCUCCAGGAACACAAUCAUCUGACAGUGAAUGUGGAAACACCACUACUGCACACAUUGCUAUUGUUAUAGUUACUUUAAUAAUAAUAAUAAUUGCAGUAGUAAGUUUUACAAUUGUACAUAUUCGAAGGAAGAAACGAUCUGGUACAGGAAUACAGGGAACAGGAAAUGAUUUCAAUGAAACAGUCAGUAUGGGUAAGUGUAGUAAAUCAUAUACACACACAGUUAAUCAGCUCUUGUACAUGAUGAGAAACUUCACUGACAUAAUAUUAGAUUUCAGUUGUGAUUUAUUUAAUAAUAUUUUAAUCUUCUGUGGUUUGAUUGUGAGAAAUCAAUGCAAAACAUACAAGUUGUUUAUGUGGUACAUUUUCUUUGAAUCCAUUAUAAAAUUGUUAACUGUUAUUUUUCUAAUAUUGCUAAAUAGUGUUUAAUUUACUAUUUGUGCCUUACGUUCAACAAAAGUGUUAUGUGCAUUUAUUAAAUUAAUUAUUUUCAUUUGGCAUACCUGCGUCAUGACGCCAUCGCACGCUUCAGUAGGUGGCGCGCCAGUGACGCGCUUCAUUCAGAGUAAAUAUCAAGGAAGCAAUUACUGUAGCGCUCUUCUUUUAUUUUUCUUUAUUCAUAUUUAUUGUACUUCUUUUCAGGUAAUUGCAAAACAAGAUGUACAAAACACACUUUUAUGUGAAUAUAAAAACUGUGUAAUGCGUUACUGAUGAUUUAAGUGUGUUGAAAGCUGUUCGUUUUACUAUACUGAUAGUGUGUCAUGAGUUUAGCAUGCCUGAGCACAUCGUUAGCAUGGGUGCCUCGCGAUUAGCGCGAUAGCCGCUAUAUGUGAUAAAUGGUCAGCAUAUCGAUGUUACUUGAGUGUAUAAAAGUUCAUGAUGUUGUUUCAGAUUUAUGGGUUAUCUUAAACUUGCACAUUUAGGUAAUUUAACCCUAUUGUGCCUGAGUUAUGCAUUACGUUUAUCUUAAUUAAUCUUUUAUGUGUCUUUAUUGCAAUGGCGCAAAAAUGGGGUAUGCAGUGCAUAAAAUUGUGCCAAACUUCUUUGAAAAGCUUUUCGAAUAAAACGUUUAAAAUAAAUUUAAAAAUUAUGUUUGUUGAAAAAUAAUGUUUGUUUAGCAUUUUAAAUUAGUAAAAAUAUAUAUAUUUUAUUAUAUCAAGUGAUAUCAACUGCUCAUUUUAACAAGAGCUGUUGCUCUGUUAUACGGACAGUCACAUGUCCAAAAUGGACAGAGGAGUGAAGCGGUCUGGGGCGCAGAACAGAAAACGUAAAAAAGAAAAUGAAAAACAGUGUUUAAAAUGAGGACAUCGAUGUCCAUGUGGAUAACAAGAAAUUGGUAAGCGUAACCUAUCAUUAUCACUGUAAGCCUCUGUCGGUCUGCGUGUAGCGCCGCUUCAAGUCUUUUAUGAAUGAUCCGCUGAAUCACUUCUGUUACAUUCAAAACGCAGAUUCAGAAAUGAAACACUGCUGUGUGUUGCGUGGAGAUGAACAGUUCUGCUUUGUCUUUAUAGUUUCAUUGGCAAAAUUGAACAAAACAGACACUAUUUUGUCUAAAAUAACACAAUAUAAACUUACUGAACUGUUGUAUAAAAUCAGUAGCCUAUUGCAUUUGCAUUCAUUAUAUUUGGGACAAAAACAGCACUCGUGUAAUACUGAAAUCCGUUACUUUUGUGAUACUGCUUAACUCAUAUGAUAAAUAUGAGACAAAAACUCAAUAAGGGGCAUUUUUGCUCCAAUAUCUUGAGUUUUAUGGACAUGCUAACUGACUAAAUACAUCAGAUACAAGGGAUUGAACAGCGUUUAAAAAUGUGCAUGUGGUUAAUAUCCCAGCUGGAUUGUUGUAUCGUCAAUUUAGUUAUUUUAUUUCAUUGUUAAGAGUAAAAUAUUAACUAAUAUGUUAUAUAUGUUUGGUGCUUAUGUGUACAUUUCCUAAAAUCCUAUUCUUUUUGCAAAAACAUGAGAUUUUAGUGUCACUGUGUCAGUUGUAAAUGGCACAAAUGUCUUUUUAGGACUAGAGCAUGUGAACUGUAUAGAGAGAUUUUGUUAAAUAGCCUGUUGAUCAUAUUUUCUUAAUUUUUCUAUUGUGAUGGACAGUGUUGGAAGUAAUUAUUCAGUCAUUACUGUGAAAAAGUGACAUGUGUUGAUGCUGUAAUGUACUGAGCUUAAUAUGCAUAUGCUUUCAUUAUUCAUUCAGAGUAAAUACGCCAUCAAGGAAGCCA